AUGCAGCCAGCUCUGCGAUUGCCUGUGCCGUCCCGCAGCCUCCUUCGCUUCCUGAAGUCGCAGUCCAAUGUCGCUUUCUUGGCCCCCAGCAGCGCAAACAGCUUGGUAGCUGCCGGCAGUCGACUUUGUCGACGAGGCAGAACGCCAGAAGGUCUGAACUCUGUGGGCGUCAGAUCACCGACGACGUCGAGGGGCCAGCGCCAUGUCGGCUCCCGUCUCUGUGCAGUCACGUAUCCUUGUCGAGACGCACCGCCGGCAAAAUUGGCCAAGCUGGGAUUUUGCACCACGGCAGCGAGGCGCGAGUUGUUCGAGCCGAAGCCAGACAGCGAACCAACGUGGCAGCAGAAGCUUUGGGGGAAGAGCGUUCAAAAGGGACCCAAGUUGCUCAAACCAGACGACCUCCCAGCCCCCGACGAGUUUGAGCACGGCUCGUCCAUGUUCACCAAUCGCCGGACUUUGGCAGCCAAGGCAGCUCUGGAGCCUCGUCUACGAUGUACCGAAGUCGACGAGAACGGCAAGGUCAUCCUCGUGGAUGGGGAGUUUAAGAAGACGGAGCUAAUUGCAAAGUUUGGGCUUAACCCCCGAGAUCUUCGAAAAAUCGACUCCUCCAACCUGCCGCACAUCCUCAUCCGACCCUCGGCUAUUCUCCUCAAUCUUUUGCACUUGAAGGUUCUAAUCAAGCACGAUCGGGUCCUCCUCUUCGACGUAUACGGGUCAAAGACAUCCUAUCCGCAGUCCGCAUUCAUGUAUGACUUGCAGGGGAAAUUACAGCAAAAGACGACGCAAGGCGCCAGCAGCAGCCUUCCCUACGAGUUCCGUGCCCUAGAAGCCGUGCUGACGUCGGUGACGUCGGAAAUGGAAGCCGAUUUCGAGGCGGUGCGAGAGCCGGUGAUGCGCAUCCUCAGCGAACUGGAGGACGACAUCGACCGAGACAAGCUGCGGAUACUCCUCAUCUUGUCGAAGCGAGUGAGCACGUUUGAGCAAAAGGCCAAGCUGGUCCGAGACGCUAUCGAGGAGCUCCUCGAGGCGGACGACGAUCUGGCGGCCAUGUAUUUGACGGAGAAGACGCACGAUUUGUACAGGGGCCUGGACGAUCACACCGAGGUGGAAAUGCUGCUCGAGUCGUACCACAAGCUGACGGAUGAAAUCGUGCAAGAGGCGGGCAACCUGGUGUCUGGAAUCAGGAACACGGAGGAGAUCGUUCGUGCCAUUCUUGACGCCAACCGCAACUCGCUCAUGUUGCUGGACCUCAAGUUCAGCGUUGGGACCCUCGGACUCGCCAUGGGCACCUUCCUGGCCGGCCUGUACGGCAUGAACUUGGAGAACUUCAUCGAGGAAACAAACUGGGGCUUCGGGGCCGUGACGGGCAUGUCGACGUUGGCGUCCAUCAUGGUGUGCGGGUACGGCCUGAUCAAGCUGCGCAAGGUGCAGCGCAUCAAGAUGAUGCGCAACGAGCGGCCGCACGUUCCUCGCAGCAGCCAGUACCCGUACCAAUACCAGUACCACGACGACAGCGCACUCGGUCUUCUCGACUCUAGAAACAGAGAGAUGCUCCGUCGGGCGCACAUGCAGAAGGCCAUGGCGGCGCGGAGAAGCUGGCUUCCGUUCUGGAAGGCCUAG
This is a messenger RNA of Metarhizium album ARSEF 1941, 1620 nucleotides long. Its product is annotated as inner membrane magnesium transporter MRS2 precursor. Gene Ontology annotation, cellular component: mitochondrial inner membrane. Gene Ontology annotation, biological process: mitochondrial magnesium ion transmembrane transport. The coding region runs from base 1 to 1620 and encodes 539 amino acids. Lineage: Eukaryota; Fungi; Ascomycota; Sordariomycetes; Hypocreales; Clavicipitaceae. The transcript has 3 exons. Gene Ontology annotation, molecular function: magnesium ion transmembrane transporter activity. The record is from RefSeq and is a predicted model, not a curated record.